CCAGUCGUCUCGGAUCCGGAAGAGCUUCAUAACGGUUUGUGGCAUAGUGAGACCAAGUAGAUUAUAGCGGACACCAUGGACGCAGACCACGCAAUGGACGACGCCUCUGCUGCGCCCCCGACGCAGUACGCGCAACAGAUUUCGGCCGCCGAGUUUAAGCGCCAGGCCGUGGAGUUCACGACGCAGGAGGUAGAGCGUCUGAACGCCGCCGUGCGUGCACAGCCGGAGAUCGGUGCGCGCUCCGAGUUUUUCCAAGACGAGGAGAACGUGGCGAAGGGACUGCCCGUUUUCCAGGGCAAACACACGCGGUUUGUAUACGACGAUGAGGACGAGGAGAUCGUGGCGGCUGUGGACGUGACGCAGGAGGCGCUGAACAACGGACCCGUGGUGCGCACAGUCGCGGAGCUGGACGAGGACGUUGACAGCGAGGAAGAGGAAGAAGAUGAAGAAGAAUACGAUGAAGAAGAAGAGCAGGACGAGGUGGUGCAAAAUACAUUCUACGAUGCAGAGCAGGAGGGCUGUAUGGCCGUGGACGACGCGCAUGUUAACGCACUGAUGGAGGACGUUGAGAUGGAGAUGGCUGCAGUGGCCAUCGAUGAGCAGAAACUGUUGGACGCGGCUUCUCAGAGACAAUAAAAGGGCUGAAGAGAGUGUGAAGACUGUAUUUUAGUGGUAGGAAGCAAGACACGAAAGAUAAUAGAACGGUUUAGGCUUGUGCAUAUCAUCCUG
This is a messenger RNA of Phytophthora nicotianae INRA-310, 729 nucleotides long. RefSeq lists its product as hypothetical. The record is from RefSeq and is a predicted model, not a curated record. Lineage: Eukaryota; Oomycota; Peronosporomycetes; Peronosporales; Peronosporaceae. The transcript has a single exon. Bases 76 to 636 code for a protein of 186 amino acids.